AUGCAUCACUUUUUUAGGCUAUUGACUGAAAACUCCAUCCUCAACGAACCCACUGAGAUCCAAAACAUGAAGAGACAUUCAGAGGGAACAUUUUCCAACGACUACAGCAAAUACCUGGAGACAAGAAGAGCACAAGACUUUGUCCAGUGGCUGAAGAACUCAAAAAGGAAUGGGAGACGCCAUGCAGACGGCACUUACACCAGCGAUGUGAGUUCCUACCUGCAAGACCAGGCAGCCAAGGAGUUUGUGUCCUGGCUGAAGACUGGCCGAGGGAGAAGAGAUUGAAGAGAUCCAGCUUUUGCCAUUUCCCAAAAUAAUGCAACCAUUCUCACUGACUCUGUGCCAUUAUAUGUUUUGCAGUCUGUACUAGAUUUUUUUCUUGGUAAGAUAUUAAAUGCCCUCACAAGAAGCCCUGUUGGCCUUAAAUUGUUAAAGGAAAUUUUAAAAUGUGUCAGAUGUCUGAUCAAGCGUUCAUGACAUGAUUUAAUUUUUUCACAUUUCAGUUUUUUUUCUUCGUUUUUAAAAUCACGUUAUUGGUUUGAACUUCAAGUUUAUUAAUUACAUCUGUCAAUAGUCUAAUGCUUUUUUCUUAUUAUUCAGAA
This is a messenger RNA of Neolamprologus brichardi, 602 nucleotides long. NCBI's taxonomy places the organism in Eukaryota, Metazoa, Chordata, Actinopteri, Cichliformes, Cichlidae. The record is from RefSeq and is a predicted model, not a curated record.